Messenger RNA from Exaiptasia diaphana, 2329 nucleotides. RefSeq lists its product as uncharacterized. The transcript has 2 exons. The annotation marks the transcript as partial. The record is from RefSeq and is a predicted model, not a curated record. Lineage: Eukaryota; Metazoa; Cnidaria; Anthozoa; Actiniaria; Aiptasiidae.
GCGGCGCCGGGAAUUUGCUUUGAAUGUUGUUACAAAACCACCACAACCUCACUUUAUGCGUACGAAUGUUUGGCUUAGAUGACUGGAGUUGAUAACCCCGCCCUUAUCAUUGUUGCAGUUACGAUACGGUUAGCUUUAGGAACGAGACACUACUACUGAAAGAUCCAAAUAUAAACACUCUGAAGGUCUCGUCCAGUGAGCAUCAGCAAAGACAUAUAAACAGUGAGCUUAAUCUAGGCUAUACAAACCACAACGUUGGAAUACACAUUGGCUUAUGCAGUUGGUGGGGUCCAAUGUGCUAAAUCCGUCUCGCUACAGUCUCGAGAAUCAAUCGUUUAGAUCGGUAAGCAUUCGGAUGUAAUCUCCGCUUUCAAGUGCUAACAAAAGCAGUCAAACAUGACAGUUUUCUUUGCGUAUCAUAAGCCAUGUGGAAUGAGAGACAGUUUCGCUUUCUAGAGCAAGAGCGGUUUUAUUUAUUUGAUGAAAUAUUGGAAAACAGGACAUGAGAAGGAUUACAAACGCCGUCUUCUUGACUUUAAUCCUUGUGGUCCAGUGCAUGACCGGAUCCCGUAAAUGCAAGCUAAGUGGAGGUGACUUUACAAUAUGUGUUUGCACUAACAGAUCUGGCAUUCAAUGCUCCAUUGAGGGAAUAUCAAUUCCUCUGAACGCAACAACCGCUAAAGAAGCAAAAUGCCUUCAAAACGUUCAGAACUUGGUACAGAAAUCGAAAACAUGCCUGUGCUCAAAAGUGUGUCACACAAACGAGCGAGUUGCUCGAUACAGGGAAACAUGUGCCUCGCAGGCUGUCAGGACAAUAACCAAAACAUCCCCACAAUUUGCAACAUUUUGCUGUAAGAAACAAAGAGUGCUAAUAAAACUUUACUUCGCACUCAAAAAGGAAGCUUUUAAAGAACUUUUAACGUCAAUUACUUCUAGUUCUCCACGCACACUGUCAUCCUACUUGACAACAACCGAGUGGUGUCGAGCGUUUCACUUGAAGUGCGUAGAACUGGCCACAGUUUUCCAAGAAGACUGUGAACACUUUAAAAACCGUCAACGUAGAAACGUGAAAGAAGAAARACCUUCAAACACAACCACCAAACAAACAAAUUCUACUUCAACUGCGGAAUAUGAAAACCUACAAAAUACACCGUCUAGCUUGCUAUCGACUUCAAAACAGACCAUGGCAUUAAAAAUGAAGACCUCGUCGACAUUGCGAGCAUUAUCUUCUGGAAGUACUCUCAAAUCAACACCUCCAUUGUUUCGGGGAACUUCUUCGGUGUCAUCACAAUCACAAGCUGCAAAGACAAGAGAGGAGCAUUUAUCCAUGUCAAGCACUGUAUAUACUCAUUCUAAAAGCACUGCCAAUCUGUCAAUAGAACCAACACCUUCGUUGGCAUUUGUGUCACGAACAUCAAAAAUGCCCGAGUCUACCAGUAUCUUAGAUGAAAGGGUGAAAUUUUCAACCAAGGAUUCACACUCCACAUCAAAGAUAAUGAAGUUUUCAAGACCAAAGUUUUCGUCAAGUUCAGCAAGUGAUAGAUCAUUGGAAAUGAAUUCAGCUAUUCAACAAUCUAAAAUUGCUUCCUCUCUAUUAACAACACAAUCCUCCCUACGAUUGUCAACAUCGAGGCGCAAAUCGUCGUCAAGAUCGUCGUUUGAAAAUAUACUGUCAUCAUCAUCAUCAUCGUUAUCGUCAUCACCUUCAAGAUCAUCACAAUCAAUGCCAUCGUCAUCAUCGCGGGUCACCUUGACGUCWUCAUCACUUGCUUCACUAGAAUCGACACCGCAAGCUCACUUUGACUAUGCAUCCAAGUCUACAGUCAAAGCGUCUAUAUCUAAAGGGUUGUCUUCGGUAACCGUCUUGUCCAAUGCUUUCUCAACUYCAUCUUCGAAAUCCUUAARUUCAUCAUCACUAAAAUCAACWACGGAAUCGCACUUUGAUGUAUCSAAGCCAACAGURACAGCAUCUCUAUCAGGAGAUCUCCAUGUGGUAACAGUCUCUUCCUACGCAURUCCGGGGUAUGUAGACGCUUCACCUCAAUCCCAGGAGACYYUGUCUUCAAAACCACASCCUACCAUGACAAUAUCAAGARCAACAACCACUGUGUUAUCUGAUAAASUCGUAACWACCACGUAUACAAAGCAAAACCACACGAUGCAACUAGCGUCAUCACCAURGACAGAAACARUGGASGUUGUCAAGACAUUGUCCAUGAGUUUAGGAAAAAACGAGAGCUCAUCGCAAGCAACAAGAUCAUUCUCUUUAACUGUAAAGGAUACGAUGAUGAAAACUGCUGCAACAUCGCACAUCGAUGAUGUGUCAUCA